Molecule: messenger RNA, 438 nt
Organism: Gongylonema pulchrum
Lineage: Eukaryota; Metazoa; Nematoda; Chromadorea; Rhabditida; Gongylonematidae
Source: the annotation of a GenBank genome assembly
AUGGUACAGUCAACAUACUGCAGAGCAGAUGUUGGUUACGUUGAUUUGAAUGUUCGCAAUACUGGUGUCAUUACUGACUUUUUCAUAAACACUUUUAAAGCAUUCAUAAUUGCUCAUUUCAAACCGAUUGUGGAAGAUCGGAUAUGUCGAAUGAUCAAAAACGUGAUCAAUAAAGAUAUGAAUUACAUAUUGUCUACGAUGCCUCUCCAGGUGCGUAUCAGUGAAACUUCGAUAGAUGUGCUAGGAGAGUCAUUUGGUUUACCGGCCAGAAGACCGUUAAGUAAGCUUGGUGAUGCGAGUGCUAGGAACGCAACGGUGCUCAACAUUAUCAAUCGGUUACGACAGAAAAAUCUCAUUUUGGAUUACCGACUUAUUCGCGAUCCGGUGAUUGCGUACGGAGCGAUUGAAAUGCUGUCGCGUGGUGAAAUUUCAUGGUAA